AUGGUCGAAUCUUUCACUCUCCCCCUGCGCCCGCCUCCGGAACAAAAUGAGCGCCCGGACACCCUCCCCGUCGAGAUCGCCCAGAUCAACAACCAGUGGGGUUCCUUCCGUGAGGUGAAUGAGGAAAUUCUGCAAGCCAAGAUCGCCGAGGAGGAGAAACGCCAUGGCGCACAGCUGGACGAAGAAAUGGACGAGGCCGAAGCAGAGGCUGGAGAACUUGACCCGACUGAACGUCGUGAGCAACUUUACAAGCGACGCCAUGAGAUCACCCAAUUCGCCAUAAAAUCGCACCAAGAAACCAUGCUCGCCCUUGAUUUUAUUUCCCUGCUACUCUCGAAACAUGCGCCGCGCCAGGCCGAAACAUCCAUGUCUCCUUUGCUCAAACAACUCGCGCCUCUUGGUUCCCUCGAUUCCGACAUGGUCAAUCCUCCUCCGAGAUCAGAAUCGGCAAUUAAAGACAUAUCGACGGUGUCGAGAGGGUGGCGCAUCCAGAACUUCAAUGCCGCCUCGAACAAGCUGUUGAGUGCUGCCACCAGACUAAAUGGCGAGAUCGAAUCGGAGACUCGGUAUUGGAAUGAGGUGCUUGCCGUCAAGGAUAAUGGAUGGAAGGUCUGCAGACAUCCACGAGAGAGACAAGCACUAGCUGUGCAGUACGGAUUCAUGGAAGCUACACCUAUUUUCCGCGACCGCGGACUCGCUUCUCUCCGACGAGCAAAGGAUGGAAGUUUAAUCCUGGACAAAGGACUGCUCCCCACGGGGGCGCGUCAUGUCCGGGUCCGGGUAAAACAAGGAGAUCAGGUCUUUGUGAGCUCACAGCCGUCUGGAAGUGGCCUCAGUGAUGCAGAUCCAAUUGAGCAUCGCAUCCUCCAGGCACGCGACUCGGUUUUCGAAGAAGAGCUAUUCCAUGAAUUGGUCCGAGAAGCUAGGUCUAUGGCGAAUUGUAGCGUGACUACUCGUCAAAAUCUCAUUCGCAUCCCCGUCUCUGAGGAUAUAGAAAUUCUGCUGGAUCUAGUGGAUGCCGAUACACAUGGUGUUGCUCUCGAACAGGAUCAGGGGCAACGUGAUAGCCGGCUUGCAGACGGGCUAGCCCAUGCGAUCCGGAUUCUACUCUGUUUUGCUCAUCGUCAAAACUUACGUCGAAGAACUCAGCUCCCCCGUCCUUUGACAAUGACAAGACCUGCAACGCCAGAAUACCAUCUUCUCCGUCCUGCUUUGGCUUACAUGCAGCAUCUAUCACACGUCAGGUGGCUAGAAUCGUUGUUUACAGAUAUCUACUCGGUCUUGCGAUCUGCCGGUUUGGACAUGCCUGAGUGGACUUCGAACACAUACGCUAGCUGGAAGCUGUCACCAACGUCGCCACCACCGGCUUCUCUCGAAGCGCUGGUCGAAAGGUUCCUUCGACCGAUCGAGUCUGUUUUCAGCGGGAAACUUCUCACAUCUCGUGGCUCAUUCACCGUCACCGUUCGAACCAACCUGUCAUCCCCACCCUUUGGCACCCACUAUGACGUUUCUGUGAAACUGCCGGCUGUUCCAGAUCUCAAUUCACCUGGUCGCAUGGGAUUGAAGGACGAGGUUGAAACGGCGAUUACACAUCUUCUGCUUCUCGAUGUGGUCUCAACAAUUUCAUCCAAGACGCUACCCGCUUUUCAAAACGGCCCUAAUGCGGUUGCCUCAAAGGAGCAAAACUGGGAUGCAGUGUACCCUCACCUUGGGGAGCUUGUCCUGCCUAAUGCCAACCCUGAAAAACACAAGAAGAUGAAGGUUGCACUCUCCCGUCACGAAAUAACACUCACAACCUAUAUUGUACACAGCAUUGAUGGUCUUGGUCGUGGCGCCUGGGAACUCCGGUCGCACAAUACGGCGGCUCAUCUUUGCAAAUUCCCUCAGCCAUCAGUGGGAACUUUGAGCAGUCAGGAAUAUUCGUCUGUGAUGGAUUUCGUUGUCGCGGAGGCGUCUGAUGGGCGUCCGUGA
Messenger RNA from Penicillium cataractarum, 1971 nucleotides. Its product is annotated as mediator of RNA polymerase II transcription subunit 17. Gene Ontology annotation, molecular function: transcription coregulator activity. The record is from RefSeq and is a predicted model, not a curated record. NCBI's taxonomy places the organism in Eukaryota, Fungi, Ascomycota, Eurotiomycetes, Eurotiales, Aspergillaceae. Gene Ontology annotation, biological process: regulation of transcription by RNA polymerase II. Gene Ontology annotation, cellular component: core mediator complex; mediator complex. The coding region runs from base 1 to 1971 and encodes 656 amino acids. The transcript is spliced from 3 exons.